Molecule: messenger RNA, 1762 nt
Organism: Amborella trichopoda
Lineage: Eukaryota; Viridiplantae; Streptophyta; Magnoliopsida; Amborellales; Amborellaceae
Product: pentatricopeptide repeat-containing protein At4g18975, chloroplastic
Molecular function (GO): protein binding
Source: RefSeq, a predicted model, not a curated record
GUUCGGCUGAAAGGAGAAAGACGUUCCUUUCUAUCGCCACAAAUAACCAACAAAUUAUCAUCCUAUCUGCACUCUCCCCAUUUCUGAAACCCACCCAAAUAAAUUAUUCCUUUCUACUUCGACACCCACUUCCAAUAAUUAGCAGUCUCUCUCUCUAAUUGAUCCUAGAAUUACUAUGGUACCAAUGAUGCACCAGCUUCAACUCCCAGCUAAGAAAUACUUCUAUUUAAAACGAUUCCUCUCUCGUCAUUCACUCUUCACAAACAUUCAACAGUAACUCUCUCUUCAUACCUGGUCCCUUGAUCCCAAUGGCUACCCUGAUAAAGUAGACCUAAACAAACACAGGCUGACAGGUACUUUCCCUGUACAUGGUGCUGGUAUAAAUAUUUAGUUAAAAGCACCGUGGAUCUAUUUAUUUGCUAAAAGCUUUUGCUUGUAACAUUAAGAAUUGGGAUCGGCUGAGUUUGGAAGGAAAUCAAAGCCAUGUAUGAUUUUUUCAGAUUGCCUGGAAAAACAUUUUUAAGAGGUCAUCACAUCUGGCAAUUGAAUGCUCACAAUGCUGACAGCAAAUUCUUCUCACGCUCACUUCUUGCCAAGGUCCGGCAUUAUAAUCAGGCAAUGCAACCAGAUCUAAAUAGUGACAUGGGAAAUGUGCGCAAGAGUGAAAUUGGGGAGAACAUCGGAAAGAAAGAUAAGAUGCAAUUUCUUGUCAAUACAGUUCUUCAUUUGAAAGCAUCUAAAGAAGCCGUUUAUGGUGCUCUUGAUGCUUGGGUUGCAUGGGAACACAAGUUCCCCAUAGUUUCAUUGAAGAGAACACUGGCUAUUCUUGAGAAGGAGCAACAAUGGCACCAAAUUAUUCAAGUGAUAAAGUGGAUGCUAAGCAAGGGGCAAGGCACCACCAUGAAUACAUAUGAGCAGUUGAUAUGUGCACUCGAUAAAGAUGACAGAGCAGAGGAAGCUCACAUGUUCUGGCAGAAGAGAAUUGGACAUGAUCUGCAUUCAGUUCCAUGGAAGUCAUGCAAACUUAUGAUUUCAAUUUACUAUCGAAACAACAUGUUAGAGAGGCUUGUAAAACUUUUCAAGGGACUUGAAACAUUUGAUCGAGAACCUCCAGAAAAGUCUAUUGUUCUGAAGGUGGCAAAUUCAUAUGAAUUAUUGGGCCGAUGUGAUGAAAAGGAAACGGUAUUGGAGAAAUACAAUUAUCUUUUUAAUAAAUCAUCUGGUAGGCGAUCCAAGAAAUCAAAGGUCUCAAAGAAGGAUAAAGAGUGUGGGGACUUUUUUGGACCUGCCUCGUGAACUGAACAUGAUGUACCUUACAAUAAGUGUCCUAUUGACAACGCUUUCUGGACUAUUUUCACAGGAGAGAAAAGGGAAAAACAUAAAGGAAUGAAGAAUUGUUUAGGGCUGUGCAAGUGGGAGAGGACUACAUGCACUGACCCUGUGAAAGCAGCCACCAGAAUAGGGAGGAUAAACAAAAUCACUUAGUGCUUGCUUUUUCUAUGGUUUACUUCUUCUCCUCUUGUUGCCUUGUACUUGUAGGUGUGAUGUUUUAUGUUGUUAAACAUUGUUAAAUUAUGAGAGCUGCAUAUUCUUUUUUCUUUUAUUCUAUUUUUGUUAAAAUAACUGUAGAUGUCAUGGUGAAAACUCUCCCUCUCUCUCAUGGUUUAAGCCUCUGGGCAUUUGGCCAUUUGUUGUGGUACAUUUUGGAAGUUUUUUAUAUUGUGAAAUACAUAUUUGCUAACUUGCAAAAAAUUGUACUCUA